AUGGGGUCCUGGCAGCAGGGCUCCCAGCCCAGCAGAAGCACGAGCAACUCCCAGAUGGUUUGCAAAUUAGACAGAACGUGCCGCAAGAGAGGACCCCACGUCCUCGAGGAUGUUCGGAAUUUUGAUCGUGACUCUCCUAUUGUUCGGCACAUCCACAGUCACUCCUUUAGUGAUCUCAUGCCUACUCAUAGCUUUAAAUACUACAUGAUGUCCAAAGCCAAAUCUGCUGAACUUCACUCUGGAAUCCUGUCUCCUGUAUUUCUCAGCCACUGUGAUCUCUCCAGGGAGGGCUAUGUGCAUAAAUUCUGCACGAUCAAAAUGAGGCUUUCCACCAAUACCCUGAAAAUCCGUUCCAACAUUUCUACACCUCCCCAUCUCAUUCUGGCAAUUCUAGUCUUUCAGUUUGGACUGCCAAGUGGAUUUGAUGCAAACUACAAACCAAAUCAAAUUAAAACAAAACUCAAAAGACCAAAUCUCACUUUCCUCAACCUGGAGAUUCCUAAAUUUGAAAUUGUAGCCAAAGGCUGUGGAAGAGAGUCUCCCCAUCACUGGUCUGGGCUGCCCCUUCAUUCUGCUCCCUGUUCAGUCCUUCCAGACCCAGAUACAGAAUGCCUCUUCAGAAGUGCUUCCAGAGGCUGUGAGCAGGCCUGGAUUCACAGCUUGUCUCUAGAACAUAGCACUCCCUCCUAUAGUCUUCCCAGCUCCUUUCCACAUUUCUACCAGAAGCUUUUCCCUGAUCUUCCACCCCUAACACCAGGCAGCUCCCCUAGGCCUUCCAUUCUCCAGCCUAUGGCUCCCAGAAGCCCAUCCAAAAAGACUCACAUUGGAGGCACAGACUGCUGGGGACUGGGCUUCCACAAGUUGUCACUUCUUCUUUCUGCUGCAGGGAAAGAAGUGUGUUAUGAAAGGGUGGGCUGCUUCAAAGAUGGCUACCCAUGGACCCACACUUGGUCACGCCCACUGGCUGGCUUGCCCUGGCCUCCAGAGAAGAUAGGCACACGCUUUCUGCUCUACACCCAACAGAACCCUGACACCUAUCAGGAGAUCAGUGCGGUUAAUGAUUCGACGAUCUCACAUUCAAACUUUGACCCAGACCACAUCACCCGGAUCAACAUAGCUGGCUGGAAAACAGAUGGAAGAUGGCAGCGAGACAUGUGUAAUGCGUUGCUCCGAGUGGAAGAUGUGAACUGCAUUAACUUAGACUGGAUCAAUGGCUCCAAGGUAUAUAUCCAUUCUGUCAACAACCUCCGAGUCGCCGGUGCUGAGGUGGCUUAUUUUGUUCAUGUCCUCGAGGAAAAAUUUGGAUAUUCUCCAUCUCAAGUGCACCUCAUCGGCCACAGUGUGGGAGCACACCUGGCAGGGGAGGCCGGGUCUCGGAUACCAGGCCUGGGAAGAAUCACCGGAAUGGACCCUGCAGGGCCAUAUUUCCAUGACAGCCCAAAUGAAGUCAGGCUGGACCCGUCGGAUGCCAACCUGGUCGAUGUCAUUCACACGAAUGCAGCCCGCUUUCUCUUUGCGUUAGGCUCUGGGACUAUUAAUGCUUGUGGUCACCUUGACUUUUAUCCCAAUGGUGGCAAAAGCAUGCCAGGAUGUGAAGAGCUUGUUAUUCCUCCAAUAUAUAACUUCACGGCAUAUAAGGAAGAAGUGUCUUCCUUCAUCAGUUGCAACCAUGUCCGAAGUUAUCACUAUUAUAUCGAAAGUAUUCUCAACCCUGAUGCAUUUAUUGCUUAUCCCUGUAGAUCCUACACAUCUUUUAAAACAGGAAAUUGUUUCCAUUGUCCCAAAGAAGGUUGUCCAAUGAUGGGUCAUUUUGCUGAUAAAUUUCACCUCAAAAACAAGAAGUCUAAUAGAUUGUAUUAUUUUUUAAACACAGGGAAGGUUUCUCCAUUUGCCCGUUGGAUGCACAACCUGUCGGUUAAUCUUGCUGGAAAUAACAUCACUCAGGGGAACAUAUAUCUCCUUAUAGGAGGAACAGCAGGAAAAACGGGGAAGCUUCUGAUAGCCAGUGGAGACCUGCGGCCUGGCACAACUUACACAAAAUUUAUCAGUGUAGACGUCUAUGUUGGGAAUGUUACAAGUAUUGAGUUCACUUGGAAACCAACCUUCGUUGGACUGUCUCAGAAUAAGUUGGGAGCAGAAAAGGUGAUUAAUACGUCUGGAAAAUAUGGAUACAUAUCCACCUUCUGUAGCCAGGAUGUUAUUGGAUCCCAGGUCACCCAGAUCUUGAAGCCAUGCUAA
Molecule: messenger RNA, 2238 nt
Organism: Suncus etruscus (white-toothed pygmy shrew)
Lineage: Eukaryota; Metazoa; Chordata; Mammalia; Eulipotyphla; Soricidae
Gene: PNLIPRP3
Product: pancreatic lipase related protein 3
Exons: 17
Coding region: 1-2238 (745 amino acids)
Biological process (GO): lipid metabolic process
Molecular function (GO): protein binding; triacylglycerol lipase activity
Source: RefSeq, a predicted model, not a curated record